Molecule: messenger RNA, 2894 nt
Organism: Sorghum bicolor (sorghum)
Lineage: Eukaryota; Viridiplantae; Streptophyta; Magnoliopsida; Poales; Poaceae
Exons: 2
Coding region: 122-2527 (801 amino acids)
Source: RefSeq, a predicted model, not a curated record
ACAUAUAUAUAUGGCCCCUGAUCUGCACACAAGGCUUGCACGCAGAUGCAUCACAAGUUCACAACGCAGGAAGGCAUAGGCAGCAUCGAUCAGCACUGAGCCUCCACCCUUAAGCUGGCCUAUGGAUUAUGGAGGGAACUGUACCGCAACUGCUACAUUGCAUGAACAGGUCCAAUGCUCAAGUGACGCCAUUAAAACCUUCAGCAACACCAGGACAAGGCAGAUAUGGCUGGGGAAUGCACUGCUGUUUGCCAGUCCUGGCGUCAUAGGAGUCUUAGUUGGGAUAGGCGGCUACGGCCAGCGCUAUCGCCACCACCCCUCGAUCCGUUUCAUAUUCCUUGGAGCCAACACACUAUUCUUGCCCAUUGUGUCCUCUGUCGUCUCCAGCCUUAGUGACAGCUCCAAUGAUUAUGUCAACUCACCAAAUAACAAAUGCACGGGAUCAACCUUGGCUGCUUUGUGCUAUUCCAAUAUCCAUCCAUGCACUGUCAUAACAUGGGCAUUCCUUGUUCAAAUUGCCUCCAUCAACACUACCUCUGUUGUCGCUACUGACACUAGAGAAAGUCCAAGGAUAGGACCUUCUCUCGAGCUACUUGUUAAGGGCAUCUGGAUCUUGUACCUAGGUGCUAGCAUCACCGGAAACCGGUUUUUCUAUGGGAUCUUUGGAGUAUCACAUGGUAAAAACCACAUGUCAUCGGUCUCCACUUCCAUCUGUUCCAAAAUAAUGUUCGCACCUUUUGUUCUCAUUUGUGCCAAACUUUGGCUCAAGUGCUAUGCAUUUAAAAAGGCAAGGAGCUCAUUUGCACUAGGACGUAAUCCUGGCCUUGUCUUUGGGUACAUGCAGCAGCUACAACAACAAGAAAGAAUUCCACAUGGUGAACCUCUGAUAGGUGAGGAUGCCGGCCCUCCUCCUCUCCUGGUUAUGGGAGAAGAUAGGAGACAAGUGGUGAAUCAUCCUUGUGGGUAUGUCUUCACCAAUGGCUCAGGAGACAACAAUAAUGGCUUGGUUACCCUUGAUAAAAUUUGGCAGUCAGACAAGGCUCUUCUGAUGGUACCGAAACUAAAAGAUUUGUGCUUGUCCUAUGCACUAUUCAAGUUGCUGAGGUGCCGGUUUGCAAGGUACAAGAUUUCUGAUGUUGACUCUGUGAGGAUGCUAGCAUUUUUUCGUAGCUUGCUGCUAAUGGAGGGUGGACAUGACAGGGUGUUCAGGGUGAUUGCCGAUGAGCUUUGUUUUGUUCAUGAUUACUAUUAUUCAUCCUCCUCAAUAUCCUAUGCAAAGUGUUGGGUACCCAUUUUGAAUACCUUUAUCUCCCUCUUGAGCAUAGUUUAUUGCAUUGUGGCUGCAAGCUUCAUUUUGGCACUUGCAGUGUCAGCUCAGCACCAGAAAGGCCAUCUCACACAGAUCCAAUGUCACUUCUGGUGCACUCAACUACUGGCGGCAAGCAGAAGAAGGUCUCAAAACUUUGGAAGCUUGUACGUUGAUUUGGUGGCAGUAUUUUUGCUUCUUGCUUUGGUCCUUUCUACUGAGGUGAGGGAUAUUGCUUCAUACAUUUGCUCCAACUGGACAAAAGUAGCCCUCACAUACCAUCAUGUAAAUUGUACCUCUUCUCAACAUCCACUUGGAAUUCAAAAUUGGGUUGUUAGCCGUUUGCUAAAGUGCCGAAGCAUGACAGUGAACCAAUGGGAAGAAACAAUAGGCCAGUGCUCAGUACUGGCUCUUGAUCACCCAAUACCAAGCCCUACUGUCCGUCUCAUCAAUUUUUUCAGGUUGCCGGACGAAAUGAUCAAGGUCAAGGUGCCGGAAGCAGUGAAGGUUUGCAUCUUAGAUGUGCUCAGAAGCAUCUGCAAUAACAGCCAUGGGCUGCAUCGUCUAAGCAAUGGAGCAUCAUCUCUGCGGCGGAUCCAAGAUGGUGACAGAUUCAUCUGGGCCUGCAACGGCAAUGGUACUGCAGACAUCAUACUUACAUGGCACAUCGCCACAUGCAUCCUUGAGGCGAGGCAUCCUUACCGUCAUGAUUUGGUGAAAGGUUCUCCAUUCGUCUCUGAUCAACACAAGGUUGCUGCAACUCAUCUAUCACGGUACUGUGCGUACCUUAUGACCUGGUUCCCGGAGAUUCUCCCUGACGAGAUUGAAUGGAGCAAGAGCUUGUAUGAAGUUGUCAAGGAGAAUGCCACACGUGUCAUCGCUGUCCGGGCUGCGACCUGGCUGCAGUUGGCACCUGAGGCUAAGUACCUGGAGCUAGUGCAGUUGCUAAGUGAAGGCUCCAAUCAUGAGGUGUUGCAGAACGGAGUGAGGCUCGGAAAGCAGUUGGUUGAGGAAUUCACCGAGGCUGAGGAAAUAGCAUGGGCAAUGGUGGCUGACUUCUGGGCGGAGAUGAUCCUAUAUGUCGCGUCUUUGAAGAAUCUGAGAGGUCACUCCAAUACCAUCGCCCGUGGUGGAGAACUGAUCACCCUUCUCUGGGCAUUGCUCUUCCAUGCUGGGAUAGUUAGUAGGCCGGGAGAAACCGGCACAGCAGCUAGUGUUUGAUGGGGUUGCUACUUGCAGUGUCUGUCCUCGUGUUUUUAUACUACUUAUUAUUAAUCAUGGUGUUUCCAUGCAUCUAUAAGUAGGAGUAUAUGGGAUCGACCAUGUGCAUGGAAGCCAUCAGAGAUGUGCGCACUGUUAUAAACGACGCAUAGGAAUAUGAAGUAAACGAAAUCAAUCACAGCGAAGACACACGAUUUACGUGGAAAACCCCUUCAAUGCGAAGGGGAAAAACCACGGGCACCAGCCGGCAACAAUCUCAUUAUCUCAAGAGUUUUGGGUUACACGCCUAUAGCGGCUUACAAGAGAAUCAAGUCUCUGGCCCAAGCCUCUGGCGACGGGUCUCCGCUUCGCUCCGUCAGAAGCCCGA